AUGUCAGGCCGCAACAACCGGAAAAGGGGAAUUCCAGAUAGGUGGACACACUACAAAGCGAUGGGCAGGCGAAUCCACGGUACUCGUUUUUUGGCCUUCAAGGUUCCUCUCAAGGAGUCGUUCAACCAGAUGCUAGCGCCCUCUCAGGUCUUUGGACCGCGGGAGCUCCUGGACGCCGUCCGACAAGAAGGUCAUGAGCUGGGCGUGAUCUUGGACCUGACCUACACCACGCGCUACUACGGACCAGGGGACCUCCCGCCGUGGCUGGAGCAGGUGAAAAUCAAGACCGCGGGUCAGGUCAUCCCUGCCGAUGAUGCCAUCCUGGCCUUCAAGCGAGCCGCGCGCCGAUUCCUGCGGGACAAUGCCGACAAUGACAAGCUGAUCGGUGUCCAUUGCACGCACGGACUCAACAGGACGGGCUACAUGAUCUGCAGGUAUCUGAUCGACAUGGAAGGGAUGGAUCCCGGCGAGGCCAUCCGUCGGUUUAACUCUUGUCGCGGUCACAACAUUGAGAGAAGCAACUACCUGAACGACCUUCUCCGAGGACCCACCAGAAGGUAA
Nerophis lumbriciformis (worm pipefish) is the source of this 561-nucleotide messenger RNA. The record is from RefSeq and is a predicted model, not a curated record. NCBI's taxonomy places the organism in Eukaryota, Metazoa, Chordata, Actinopteri, Syngnathiformes, Syngnathidae.